This is a messenger RNA of Plasmodium adleri (nom. inval.), 705 nucleotides long. Its product is annotated as conserved Plasmodium protein, unknown function. The coding region runs from base 1 to 705 and encodes 234 amino acids. The record is from RefSeq and is a predicted model, not a curated record. The transcript is spliced from 6 exons. Lineage: Eukaryota; Apicomplexa; Aconoidasida; Haemosporida; Plasmodiidae.
AUGAAUAUUGGUAUUAAAAAUAUUAAUAAAAAUGAUGAAAAGAACUAUUCUAACAUGACCAAUGAAGAAAAAAUUAAUUUUAAAAGAAGAAUAAUAUUAGAUGGAUUAAAUUUUUCACAAAAUUUUUCUUACUCAAACUUUGCAUAUUAUGAAAAUUUAUCAUCUAUCUAUGCAGGGCAUAUGGAAGAAUUAAAUAAUAUUGAAGUGAUGGUGAAAGAAAUAAAUCUAGAUGUAAAUAAAAAAAAGGAAUUAUUAGAAUUAGCAAGACAAGAAAUUCCUUUAUUUUACUUUCCCCUUAAUAAUAUGUAUAGUGAAUCAGAAUUAAGAUAUUUUGAAAAUUGCAUUUUACCAUAUGUUAAUAAGCAAAAAGAAAUUAAUGAAAUAAAAAAAAUCCUAUUUAAUUCAUAUCAAAAUUAUGUUAUCUACAAUGAUAUAUAUGAACUAUGGACAGAAGAAUUAGACACUCUACAGAAGUUCAUUAUUUUCGAAACUUUUAAUAAUAAAAAUAAGCAUCUAACUAAUAAAGAACAAAGUGACAGAAAAGAGCAAGUUCAUUUAAACAAAAUUGAAAAAAUAAAAAGGAGGAUCAAAAUGCAUAUAUCUAAGGAUAACAAUAUUGUUCUUAAUGAGGAAAAGACAAAUAUAAACACAAAUAAAAAUGAAAAAAUUAAAAGUACCCCCAUAAACUUUGACGACUGGAUAUAA